AUGGGAGUUCUUCUAACUGAGGUUUACGUGGAUACGGUGGGAGAUGCUGAGAAGUAUAGGACUAAACUGUCUGAAAGAUUCCCUGCUGUCAAGUUUGUCGUUGCAAAGAAGGCUGAUAGUCUUUAUCCAGUUGUCAGUGGGGCAAGCAUAGUUGCAAAAGUCACAAGAGACAGAGCUUUGCGGGACUGGGUGCUUGAGGAAACAGCUGAAGACUUGCACAAAAACUUUGGUUCUGGAUAUCCUGGAGAUCCAAAUACUAAGGCCUGGUUGCAACAUCACAAACACUUGGUUUUUGGAUUCCCAACAUUAGUCCGUUUCAGCUGGGGUACAUGCACUCCCUAUUUCAAAGACAUUGUUGAAGUCUUAUGGGAAUCCAAUGAAACAGAUGGAGAUGGUUCUAGCAGUGCUAAUGGCAAGCGGCAAUUGAAAUUAAGUAAUUUUGGUGUCACAAAAUCCAAGAGAAAGAUUGAAGAAAUUGAAUCAAGUGGUAAAGGACGCUGCAAAUUUUUUAUGGCUCGUAAACUUGAGCAAGUCACUCAAUUCUAA
This is a messenger RNA of Prunus armeniaca (apricot), 546 nucleotides long. Lineage: Eukaryota; Viridiplantae; Streptophyta; Magnoliopsida; Rosales; Rosaceae. The record is from the annotation of a GenBank genome assembly.